Molecule: messenger RNA, 509 nt
Organism: Entrophospora candida
Lineage: Eukaryota; Fungi; Glomeromycota; Glomeromycetes; Entrophosporales; Entrophosporaceae
Source: the annotation of a GenBank genome assembly
UAAUUGUAAUUAGAAAAAAAUAUCCGAAAAUAAAAAAUCCAAACAUUGAAGAAAUAUAUGAAAAAGCUUUGAAAUAUUUAAAUAUUGCGAUUAAUAUAGAAAAUUAUACGUCAAUUAGAAAGUUGAGCAGCCAAGUUCAAGAUUUGUUGAAUUGCUACAAUUCAUCAAAAGGAUGUGUAUGCGGAAUUAAUUAUAGAAACGAAUCCACUAAACUUAGAAAUGAGUUUCAAAGGCUUGACUCUCUUUCAGAAAAAAUUGCAAUGGAAGUAUAUAAAAUACAAGAAAUUAAAAUUUCAUCGUGUAAAAUAAUUAAAGAAAAGGAUUUAAUUGACCUCAAAAAAUCAGAUACUGAUUCUGUUCGUGGAAAAGAUAUGUUGAAUAUUUUGGAAAUGGCUGCUAUGUUUUAUCUGGGAGAUAUUUAUUAUAAUAGUAAAUACAAUGUUGAAAUAGAUAAAGACCAAGAAACAUCUUGUUAUGAAGAAGCUGUAUUGCUGAAAAAUAAAACAUGA